This is a messenger RNA of Megalobrama amblycephala (Wuchang bream), 1278 nucleotides long. RefSeq names its product protein TAMALIN. The transcript is spliced from 9 exons. The coding region runs from base 74 to 829 and encodes 251 amino acids. The record is from RefSeq and is a predicted model, not a curated record. Gene Ontology annotation, molecular function: protein binding. NCBI's taxonomy places the organism in Eukaryota, Metazoa, Chordata, Actinopteri, Cypriniformes, Xenocyprididae.
GUUAACUAGCAGCACGCAGGAGGGGGACGCCUAGAUUCUCUUCUUCUUCUUCUUCAUCAGACUGAACUGCGCAAUGAACCGGGACGGAGGCGCCUUUCCUGCCACCUACUGGAUCGGGAAGGACUACACACGAUUAAAAGCCGGAGGAGCGACGCUCUCAGCAGCAGAGAUGUCAACACACACUCUGAAGAUGACAGCUUCUGUUCAAUACAUCAGAAAGCUGUUAGGAAAAAGCAGCUGCGCGACAAACAACCUGCUGAACACUGGACACAAAACACAGAAGAACACUAGUGAUUAUAAAACAACCAAGAACAAAGAUGGGAAAAGCCAUAAAAGAAACGUUGUGCAGUCCCAAGACAAGACAACGGAGCAGUGCAUACGGAAAACUGUUGUUUUAAGAAGAAAAGAAAAUGAAACUUUUGGGUUUGACAUCCAGACAGGCAGUGUUGAGAGAAGCAUCAGUGCUGAGCAGGAUUUGGGCUCGUUUGUGUGUUGGGUGAAGGAGAACAGUCUCGCAGAGAGUAGUGGGUUAAUGACAGGUGAUGUUAUUAUCACAGUCAACAGUGUGCACAUUGCUGGAUUCACUCAUCAGCAGAUCAAGGAUCUGGUUCAGAAGUCCUCCCUCUUAAUGAUAGACAUGAUCAGAGGUGCUACAGAAAAGCAGAGACAAUUGCUUAACAAGCUUCAUCUCCUGCAGAGACAGUUUACAGAGAAAUGCGAAGAGCUUCAGACACUCAUCUCAGAGGAAGUGCGUCUAACAGGAGGUGCCAUGGAAGACAUCCAGAAGCCAUAUGCCCUUCUUCCAGAAUCCUCUGCUACGGCUUGCUGACAGUAUGGAUAAAUAGUUUUGUCCCACUCACAAUAUAAUCAAACACAGCUAAUCAAGAUUGUGGGCUUCACUUGACAAAUACAAGCUGGUGCAUUAGAGCAGGGCUGUAGUAAAGUAGACUGGGCACCCUCUACUCCUGAAUCAUUUUAAAGUUACAAGACGUAUGGCUAUAUGGUCAAAGACACCUUGUUAAGACAGGAUUGAAAGCAUGAAAUGCUAAAUAUUGAUGUAUGAAAUGGAAUUGUUUAAUAAUUUAUUUUAAUUAUUUUGUAUUCUUGUAUUAUCUAUACUGUAUUUAUGUAUUUUGCACUAUUAAGCAUUGCCAAUUUAUUUAAUUCACUGUAUAAAUGAUUUGUGUAUUUGUUGUAUACAAAGUGAUUUAAUAUAUUUAUUUAUUUUUAUAUUUAUUAUAGAAUGCCUCUUUAAUAAACUGGUGUUUUGUAGCAUGA